Molecule: messenger RNA, 2268 nt
Organism: Hydra vulgaris (swiftwater hydra)
Lineage: Eukaryota; Metazoa; Cnidaria; Hydrozoa; Anthoathecata; Hydridae
Source: RefSeq, a predicted model, not a curated record
AUGGUUAUGCCUUACACUGAUAUAACCUAUGAAACAGAGAACUGUAAUGAAACAGACACUGCAUAUCAAAAUGAGUUUUCCUAUACUCCUAAAGAUCAGGCUGAAGCAAUUACUGCUCAUUAUGAGCCAUCGCCUAUUAACGAAAGCCAAGAUAAAAUUACAGAAAAAUCAAAACUUAAAGGAAAAACACUUAUCCAAAAAUUUACAGCCUGGACUUCAUCUGUUUAUAAAAUGGGCUGUUCGGAUAGUGAAUUUAAAAACAGUGAAGAAACAUUUUUAGAUGUAACCUACGAUGACAUUGUAAAUUAUUUUGCAUUCUCACUUAGUAUUUAUGCUGCUGAGGAUAUGAAAAUUUUAUUUCAUUGUAAAGGGAAAGAUAAAAGAGAUUUUGAGGAAUCGUUUGUCAAAAAAUUAGUUGAUUAUGAGACAACAGAUUCCGAUUCAGAGGUGUCGGUUGCCCAAAAUUCAAGUACAGAUAACACCGAUUAUACAGAUUCAGAGGUAUCAGUUUGCUCCAAUUCAAUAAUCACAGAUUAUAUAGACUCAGAGGUUAAAGAGAAAAACAAACACCUGCGUCCAAAAAGAUUCUGCAUUUUUUGCAAAAAGAGCUAUUUUAAGCUGUCAAGACACCAGCAAAAUAAACAUAAAAACCAAAUUGAUGUAAAAGAGACCCUAUUAUUGCCAAAAAAGCAACGAGACAGAGUAUUUGCUUUGUUGAGACGCAAGGAAAUUGUAAACUACAACAGAUUAGAAGCGUUAAAAGAAAACCCAAAUUAUCUAUCCGAAAGGAAAACAAAGCAUACGAUAAACCUUACGAAGUGCAACAAUUGCAAAAUUGUAGUUGCAAGAAGAACAUUUUAUAGGCAUAAAAAGCAAUGCCAACUAUCGAGCUAUGAAGACAUUCAGCAUGAGCCAUUAGCUCAUUUAGAAACUUUAGAAAAUUUCCAAAUAGCUCAAACGUCCAUUGAACUAUUAUUUAAAACAAAAAUUUUGAACAGCUUCAGAAAUGAUAAGAUCGGCAAAUUGUGUAGAACGGACGCGACGAUUAUAGAAAUUGGAAUGCAACUUCUAUUAAAAGUAAAGUCCAAACAAGAAAAAGAAAUUGAAGUCUACAGAAGCGUAAGAAAUGAGAUGAGAAGAUUAUCUCAUUUAUAUACUCUAUUUUUGAAAGAAAAUGAUAUAGAAUGUAAAUAUAAUAAUUCUAUGGAUAUGUUCGCAAGAAAAAAUUUCAACAUACUAGUCAGAGUCAUCGAAAUAUUUACAAAGAAAGAUUGCAAUGAUAUAAAAGCAGGCCUAAAAAUAAACCUUUACUACUUAAUAAAAAAAUGUACUAAGAUGUUGGAAAACUUAUAUUACAGAAAAAUGAUGGACAAUGACGCUAAAGAAAUGGCAAAAUUUGGAAAAACAUUAAAAAGUUGGCAAAAUGAAAUAUUUAGCGAUGCCAUAAACAAAAUUAACAUGAGUUGUGAAACAAAAUUAAGAAAAUCAGUUAAAUUUCCAGAAGAAAAUGAUUUAAAAUAGUGAGGAACCAUAUUAUUGAGAGACUCGAAACUCUCUCAAACGAAUUUGAAAUUAUUGACGAAACCAGCUUUAUAACAUUAAGAAACUGUGCGUGCGCCAGAUUGACACUAUUGUCUGCAAGACGUGGUGGGGAGCCAGCCAGAAUGCUUUUAAGGCAUUGGCAUGAUGCCAUUCAAAGUGAGUGGUUAAGAAAAAAUAAAAUUUGCGAGCUAAAUGAAGGAGAAAAAUUUUUUAGCCAAAACAAUGAAAAUUGCCUAUAUGACAGGUAAAGGUGCCAGAAAGUUGGUACCUGUGCUAAUACCACCAGAUACCAUAAAAGCCAUUAACAUAAUUGCUGAUAAAAAUAUAAGAGAUUCAGUAGACAUAAGUCCUUUUAAUAAGUUUUUAUUUCCAAGUGGAAAAAAAUCAGAUGGCCAUGUUUCGGGAUGGCAUGUGCUAAAAGAUUUGUAAUAGUUUACCAUUAAAAAAUCCUGAGAAAAUUAUAGCGACAAACAAUAGACACAGAGCCUGCACAUUAUUUGCUGUAAAAGAUGUGGAAAAAUCUCAAAGACAUUUAUUUUAUUCGCACAUGGGCUACUCUGAAGAAAUAAACAAAAAUGUGUAUCAAGCACAGCUUGCUGUCCAGCAUUUAACGAAAACUGAAAAAUUUUUUAUGGAUAUUGACGCAGGUAAAAGUAAUAUAACUAAACUUGUUUUUUUCUCUUUUUUAAAUCUUUAAAAAUUUUUUUUCGGAAGACAAAAAUAAAA